Molecule: messenger RNA, 2369 nt
Organism: Notechis scutatus (mainland tiger snake)
Lineage: Eukaryota; Metazoa; Chordata; Lepidosauria; Squamata; Elapidae
Source: RefSeq, a predicted model, not a curated record
AGCAGGCAGGCGCGCGGACGGCAUCUGGGCGGGCGUGGAGCCGGCGUAUCUGCAGCAGAUCUUCCGACGGACGGACGGACAAAUGGAGGCGGCCGGGCCCGCGGAGCAGGGGAAGAAGAAGAUCACCUGCUCCCUCCUCGCUGCUGUGUCUGUGGCAGCCAUCGGAUCCCUCCAGUUCGGGUACAACACGGGGGUCAUCAAUGCCCCUGAGGAGAUCAUCAAGGGCUUUUUCAACAACACGUCGCUAGAGCGGACUGGACACUUCAUCUCCGAGAGCCUCCUGACCGCUCUGUGGUCCCUUUCGGUGGCCAUUUUCUCAAUUGGAGGGAUGAUUGGCUCUUUCUGUGUUGGGUUUUUGGUCAACCGGUUUGGCAGGCGAAACUCCAUGCUGCUGGUGAACAUUCUGGCCAUUGUGGCUGGCCUCCUGAUGGGCUUCUCCAAGCUGGCCUCGGCAAUGGAGAUGCUGAUCCUCGGGCGCUUCAUCAUUGGGGUCUUCUGUGGCCUCUGCACCGGCCUGGUGCCCUUGUACAUCAGCGAAGUUUCCCCAACUUCCUUGCGGGGGGCUUUUGGUACCCUGAACCAGCUUGGCAUCGUGGUGGGCAUCUUGGUGGCCCAGGUCUUUGGCCUGGAUGUCAUCCUGGGGACAGAAAGGCUCUGGCCGGUCUUGCUGGGGCUCACCAUCAUCCCAGCCCUCCUGCAGCUGGCGACCCUCCCCUUCUGCCCCGAGAGCCCCCGUUUCCUGCUGAUCAACAAAAUGGAAGAGGAGAAGGCCACCAAAGUGCUCCAGAGCCUCCGUGGCAUCCAGGAUGUGUCCAGCGACAUCAAGGAGAUGAAAGAGGAAAGCGCCAAGAUGUCCCAGGAGAAGAAAGUCACCAUCCCAGAACUCUUCCGCUCCCCCAGCUACCGCCAGGCCAUCCUCAUCGCCAUCGCCUUGCAACUCUCGCAGCAGCUCUCAGGCAUUAACGCGGUGUUCUACUAUUCCACUGGGAUCUUCAAAGAUGCCGGAGUGAAGCAACCCGUUUAUGCCACCAUCGGGGCCGGCGUGGUCAAUACCGUCUUCACUGUGGUGUCGCUCUUCCUUGUGGAGCGGGCGGGGCGUCGGACCCUUCACCUGGUUGGCUUAGGGGGCAUGGCUGUCUGCGCGACCAUCAUGACUGUGGCCCUGGCCCUGAAGAACAUACUGCCUUGGAUCAGCUACAUCAGUAUUUUUGGCACUUUUGCCUUUGUGGCUCUCUUUGAAAUUGGACCUGGACCGAUCCCGUGGUUCAUUGUGUCUGAACUCUUCAGCCAGGGCCCUCGUCCUGCAGCUGUGGCCGUGGCUGGGUUCUGCAACUGGGCCUCCAACUUCCUGGUGGGCAUGCUCUUUCCCUAUGCAGAGAAAUUGUUGGGGCCUUACGUUUUCCUGAUCUUCGUUGCCUUCCUUGUUUUCUUCUUUUUCUUCACCUUCUUCAAAGUCCCUGAGACAAAAGGCAGGACUUUUGAAGACAUCUCCAGUGGGUUUGAGAGGCAAACCGUGAAUGGUUUUGCUCCAGCCACUGGCAACAAGAGCUCAGCGGUGGAAUUAACUAGCAUUCAGCCUAAGGAAGAUGCCUAAUUCCCCUGCCCCCCCAUCCUUGCUUGUCUCCCAAAGGAGCCCCCCCCACCCCUUUGUGCCUGUUGCUGUUUCUUCAUGUGUCCCCUGUGACUUCCGGUCCUUGCCGUGGCUUCGGGGCUCCACUAGGACAAGAGAAAGGCAGCGCUUCUUCCUGCCACCAGACCUCCUCUGGAGGAUGGAGGAAUGGCCCCGAGGGCUCCUUGAAUCGCUUGUUACGUGACGUGGAGGCUGAGCCAUUUUUGUGGCUGGCUGUUCCUGCCUCCGAGGCCGGUUCCUUGUCUGUCCGUGAGUUGACCCUCCCUUCCUUCCUCCCGAUGUUUUGCAGUGUUUUCUACAGGGUGAAGAAGUGCAACACACUGGAAUUUACCUAAAGGUGAGGGGGAGUUUUGCUCUUCCCCUCCGUCAAAUGAGGGCGGGGGUGUUCCAAGUUUGGGAAAAGUCAGAUCAGACCUACUAUUUGUUUACUAGACUUAAUUUAUUCCUUGUAUCACUUUGCUUGGAAAUAUUUAUUUUUAUGCAAUACUCCACUCCUCUGAGUCGGAGGACUAGAAAUAAGCAUAAGAUGACUUUUUUCUUUUUAAAGAAAGAAACCCGGUGAUGGGUGGUGGGACCCCAGAGAGACCCAGGGGGGUGGGGGAUGAGCCCGGAGACCCUCCGAUUGGUGAGGCUUAGAAGAAGCAGGCCCUGAGGGUUGCUCAAAGGGGGGGAGAGUGGAAGGCAUCGCGUGAGGAACACAGGCGGAGUCAGGCUGCUGGAGACCCCUGCUCUUCUCCCC